Molecule: messenger RNA, 1669 nt
Organism: Megalopta genalis
Lineage: Eukaryota; Metazoa; Arthropoda; Insecta; Hymenoptera; Halictidae
Source: RefSeq, a predicted model, not a curated record
CCAGGGGUGUGCUGGAAGCGGGGAUGGAAAGGAAGGCGAAUAGUCGACCCGAUGACGGCAACUCUGUCAGUUGCUCGUCGGUUUCCGGACUGCGUGGACUGGCAGAAAAUGCGCACCGUAGCCGUAUGGACCGCUUUCGUAUUAGCGUAUUCGAGCAGCCCGUUGGUGGCCGGUAUACGAUUCAUCGAUCCGAUCUCGGCUCAGUCGGGAAAUACCGGCGACAUCGGCGAGAAGUGCAUGCACCUGACCGAGCCAACCUGCGAGGAAUUGAGGGCGAUGUGGAGGUACACCAAACGACAGAGUAACGCUGCGAGUUACAAUAUCAGGGAAACGUAUUCCGAAGGCGUCGAACCUCCCGUCAAUUAUCGUGGUGGCGCACGAAACCGCGCGGGCGGUAGCACUCCGAUUUAUGGAAAAGUCGUCCACAAAGUACCGGGAGGAAGCAGAUUGAGAAACGGAAUGCGACAUUCCUCGAAACAGCAAAACAAAUAUCUUUACGGAGAGGUCAGUCAUCAGUUCUCGGGAGGAAGCCGACGCCCCAACGUUCGCACGAUGGUUGGCAGGUUCGACCGUUUGAAGGAGCUGCUUCUCGAAGAUCGUGCCCGCGAGUUACAGGAACAACGCAACGCCGAGGAAAUGGCCGCGAAGACGUCCGGCUACGAAUACGCGACGGACAACGAAGAUCAGCUGCAAAUGCAGCAACAUCGAAAACAAUUUUUCAAGCCGAUAUUUCAAAUCUCGUCGAAACCGCACGACGAGCUCGGCCUGUACGCUUACAAUAUGCCGAACAUCGGCCAGGCAUGGUCGAGGAGCGGACCGCAAUCUCGCGAGUACGCGUUGCGUUAAUCCGCCCCCGGGACUAGCCGUCGAUUCCGCGAUUGGUAAAAUCGGUCAUGGAAACGGAUACGGAUACGGAUACGGAUACGGAUACGGAUAUGGAAACUGAAACUGAAACUGAAACUGAAACUGAAACGAAAACGGAAUUCGAUCCCAAAGUUGGCGAGGCUCGCCUCUCUGUUCCGUCGAUGGUACGUUGUCGCCGACGCGCGCGUCAACGUACGCGACUCGUACUCGCGCUCGCACGUUCGUUUCUUUACUCUCGUUCGAUCUCCGACACGGUCUAUCGUUCGCGCCAACGGAACGUAACAAUUUUCCGUUUAUCCGGCUGUCCGACACAAAAACGGAACGAAUCGAGUCGUUAUAUUUUCUCGACGCGUUCGAAUUUAUACGCUGUUCCUCUUUCGUUGCGCAUUCUGGCGCGAUCUAGAGCAAUUUAGCGCAUUUUACCGCAUUUUACCGCAUUUUACCGCAUUUUACCGCAUUUUAGCGCGUUUUACCUCGUUCCGAUCUAUUCGCAUUCGGUCCAAAAGGUGGGAUUUCUUUUACGCGUCCGUGCGAUCCAACGUCAAUGCCGAUUUCCGGCGCUUUCAACAGCGUCGGAUGGACGCGCGAGUGGAUGCGCCCAACCUCGCGACGAUAUCCGUUGUUGUUCGCGGGGUUGUCGUUCGAGACUCCGUUCGGGCCUUCCUUCCGUUUAUUUCGGGAUGGAACAUACGAGGAAUAGCUGUAACAGAAAUCGAAGUUGAGCUAUCGGUAUCGGCGUAUAACGGAGGAACGGCAAUUUCCACCGCUCCGUUUCGACUUGGACAAUAAAAUAGAAAGACUAAUA